Durio zibethinus is the source of this 2477-nucleotide messenger RNA. RefSeq names its product ARM REPEAT PROTEIN INTERACTING WITH ABF2-like. Gene Ontology annotation, molecular function: protein binding. Lineage: Eukaryota; Viridiplantae; Streptophyta; Magnoliopsida; Malvales; Malvaceae. The record is from RefSeq and is a predicted model, not a curated record.
UCCCUCUUUUACUAAAUCUCAAAAAUACCCCUGAUCCAAUCUCUGUCUCGGUCUCUCUUCAAAGUCACGAUUCUCAAUUUCUCAUUUCCGAUAAAACCUUCCCCCUCUUAUUCCCUUCUUUGUUCCUUCUUGAUGGAGCUUCACAGGCGCGAGGACCGGGGCCUCCCAGAACGAAAGGGGCAAAAACGGAAACUGGAGGAAGAAAUCCAAGAGGACCGCGAAAUAUCUCUCCCUUCCAGCGAUGCCCGCUGUGCUCUAUUGGCCGAAGUCACCGCUCAGGUUAACGUCCUCGACUCUGCCUUCUCUUGGCGCGAACCUGAUCGGGCCGCCGCCAAGCGUGCUGCUCAUGUGCUCGCCGAGCUCGCCAAGAACGAGGAAGUUGUUAAUGUGAUCGUUGAAGGUGGUGCGGUUCCAGCUCUAGUGAAGCACCUACAAGCGCCUCCGUAUGACGACGGCGACCGAAGCCCGAAGCCUUUCGAGCACGAGGUUGAAAAAGGAAGUGCUUUUGCGCUGGGACUUCUUGCCGUAAAGCCAGAACAUCAGCAACUUAUAGUUGAUUCUGGGGCCUUAUCGCAUCUUGUAAAUUUGUUGAGGUGGCACAAAGAUGUUUCUUCUUCUCGUGCUGUGAUCAGUGUCAUUAGAAGAGCGGCUGAUGCUAUCACCAACCUUGCUCACGAGAAUAGCAGUAUCAAAACCCGUGUCAGAAUGGAAGGUGGGAUUCCACCUCUUGUUGAGUUGCUUCAAUUUACUGAUGCAAAGGUGCAAAGAGCAGCUGCUGGGGCAUUACGAACCCUUGCAUUCAAAAAUGAUGAAAACAAGAAUCAGAUUGUUGAAUGCAAUGCUCUUCCUUCUCUGAUUUUAAUGCUAAGAUCAGAGGAUGCUGCUAUACACUAUGAAGCGGUUGGAGUGAUUGGUAAUCUAGUACAUUCAUCACCAAACAUAAAAAAAGAAGUUCUUGCUGCUGGGGCUUUGCAACCUGUCAUUGGUUUGCUUACCUCCUGCUGCUCGGAGAGCCAAAGGGAGGCAGCUUUAUUAAUUGGACAAUUUGCCGCAACUGAUUCUGACUGCAAGGUUCAUAUUGUACAAAGGGGUGCUGUCAGACCCCUGAUUGAAAUGCUUCACUCUCCAGAUGUACAGCUUAAAGAGAUGUCAGCCUUUGCUUUGGGGAGGUUGGCACAGGACACACACAAUCAAGCUGGUAUUGCACAUAAUGGUGGUUUGGUGCCUUUGUUGAAGCUUCUAGAUUCGAAGAAUGGAUCUUUGCAACACAAUGCUGCAUUUGCUCUUUAUGGCCUUGCAGAUAAUGAGGAUAACAUAUCCGAAUUUAUUAGGGUGGGUGGUGUCCAACGGCUGCAAGAUGGAGAGUUUAUUGUUCAAGCUACAAAAGACUGUGUAGCCAAGACAUUGAAAAGACUAGAAGAGAAGAUUCAUGGGCGAGUUUUGAACCAUUUGCUGUAUCUGAUACGUGUAGCAGAGAAGCCAGUCCAAAGACGAGUGGCUCUAGCUCUAGCUCAUCUUUGUUCCCCCGAUGAUCAGAGAACUGUAUUCAUUGAUAACAAUGGACUUGAGCUGCUUCUUGGGCUUCUUGGUUCUACAAGCCCUAAGCAGCAACUUGAUGGUGCUGUUGCUCUGUACAAGUUGGCCAACAAAGCUAUGACUCUUUCUCCCAUGGAUGCGGCUCCCCCUUCUCCAACACCACAGGUCUAUUUGGGGGAGCAAUAUGUGAACAACACUACAUUGUCUGAUGUUACCUUCCUAGUUGAAGGUAGACGGUUCUAUGCUCACAGAAUCUGCCUACUUGCUUCUUCAGAUGCAUUCCGUGCUAUGUUUGAUGGAGGUUAUCGGGAAAAAGAUGCAAGAGAUAUUGAAAUUCCAAACAUUAGAUGGGAGGUUUUUGAGUUGAUGAUGAGAUUUAUAUACACUGGAUCAGUAGAUAUUAGGUUGGAUAUUGCACAGGAUCUGCUCAGAGCAGCUGAUCAAUAUCUUUUGGAGGGACUUAAGCGACUCUGCGAGUAUACAAUUGUGCAGGAUAUAUCGCUGGAAAAUGUUUCAAACUUAUAUGAGCUCUCUGAAGCCUUCCAUGCUAUAUCAUUGAGGCACACUUGCAUUUUGUUUAUCUUGGAGCAUUUUGAUAAAUUGAGCACAAGACCUGGGCACUGGCAUCUAAUCCAGCGUGUAAUUCCCGAGAUCUGCAAUUACUUUACCAAAGCACUUACAAAACCUAAUCCUCAUAAUCUGCGGGUAUAGAAGGCCGGUUUUUAACUCCUGAUCUCUAACUAGAUAAGUUGUACAGAAAGUAGCAGAUCUUGAUGUUGUGGAGCCCACUGAAGGUUCUAAUUUGUUCUUUGUAGCAUGGUUCAUAAUCAUUACUGAUGGAUGGCAGAGUAUGUGUUGCAUGUAGGAAAAGUAUUGAGUUUCUUUGAUUCAUUGUGGUUAGAUGUUUUGAAAAUUUGGCCUCCACUUUUCAUCUUCAUGGA